This is a messenger RNA of Tarenaya hassleriana, 1410 nucleotides long. RefSeq names its product beta-barrel assembly-enhancing protease-like. The coding region runs from base 44 to 1357 and encodes 437 amino acids. Gene Ontology annotation, cellular component: membrane. Lineage: Eukaryota; Viridiplantae; Streptophyta; Magnoliopsida; Brassicales; Cleomaceae. The transcript is spliced from 3 exons. Gene Ontology annotation, molecular function: metalloendopeptidase activity. The record is from RefSeq and is a predicted model, not a curated record.
UUUGUGAUACGUUCGCUUCUUCAACAUUUCGCUCAUCGGCGACAUGUCUUGUUACCGAAGAAUCAAGCCCUUCCUCAUCAACUCCAGGAGAAACAUUAUAAAUCCUCCGAGGAUUUCGCCGGAAUCUCCGUCUUUCAACGCUUUCUCGAGAAUUCAUCGGAAAGGGUCUUCGAAUCUAUCAGCUAAGUUUUCUGGGUUCAAGAUAUCUUCGCGCAGAUUAGGUUUAAGCUUGUGUAACUCUCUCGGGAAUACGAACGUCAAUGCAUGUAACCGGUUUCUGAGUGUUCCCAAGAAGUUUGACUGCGUUGACCGGUACCAGGUUCAUCGUUUCAAGCCAUCGGAACCGAGACGGUGGUCCCAAAACCCCGCGGCCGUUUUGGCGGCGGUGCUUGUGGGUUCAGGGGUUUUGGUCACCGUGUAUUGUAAGGAUCUAGAGACUGUUCCUUACACGAAACGGAGGCAUUUCGUUCUUUGGCCGAAGUCGAUCGGGAAAUGGAUUGGUGAAUGUGAGUUUCAGCUGAUAAAAUUCUGGUCCAAGGGGAAAAUACUCCCUGCGGAUCACCCUGAGAGCAUUAGGGUUAAAUCGAUCGUGAAGGAUAUCAUCGAAGGGUUGCAGAGAAGUUUGAGCCUGGAGAGUGUGCGGUAUGCGUCCAUGGAUGGUACCUCUACGAAAAAUGACGGAGCAGUUAAGGAUACGGCAAUGGGACUGAGCGGGAACUGUGGCAAAGGGACAAUGGGUGGAAUGAAGUUGUCUGAAGAAGAAGAGCUUGUGGAUGACACAUGGAUUCAGCAAAGCAGUAAGAAGGGCAAAGAGAAUGGAUCACGACCCACGAUUGCUCACCUCGAAGGGUUGAAUUGGGAAGCUCUUGUGGUUAAGGGGAAAGGCAAAGCAUAUUGCUCGUCUUCUGGGAAGAUAGUGGUAUACACUGAUUUGGUCGAACAUCUCAAAACAGAUGCAGAGAUUGCCACUGCGAUCGGACAUGAGAUCGGUAGUUUCGUCGCACGACACACAGCAGAGGAAACUUCCACCUGGUUUUGGUUUUGGACCCCCCUAAUGGUUCUCUCAAUGUUCAUUACCAUGCCUUUUCUUCUUGCGAUCGACAUAAUGGUGUUAUGUCUCGUACAUUACUUGAUGUCUCUCGGCAGAAAGAACACCAAAGAAGCAGACCACAUAGGUUUGAUUCUGCAGGCAGCAGCAGGGUACGAUCCACGGUUAGCUCCUGGAGUGUACGAGAAGCUCGGGACGCUUGAGAGGGCUCGGAUGUUGGCUCAGUCAAAUGCCAUGGAAGAAGCCCUUUCGUUUUACUGUGGACAAGUUCAAUCCGAUCGUUUGGAUUUGGAGAGGGUGGGGAUGUAAAAGAAAAGAACAUGUUCGGUUCUAGCCGUUCAUAAAACUUGAUCUCCUGUAAU